CUAAUGCUAUUAAAAAGUUACCUAUUCAAGGAAUGCAAAAAUUUCGACAACAUAGUAUUAAUGUAUUUAAUAAAUAUUGGGAAAAAUUUGAUCCAAAUAUUUAUAUAUUAGCAUAUUUUUUACAUCCAGCUUUUUGUGUUGAUCCUUAUGAUCAAGAGUUUGACAAACAAAUUGAAACACCAAUGAGUUGGUGGCUUUCAAUAAAGGAUAAAUAUAAUCAUCUUUGUGAAUUAGCAAUUAUGAUAUUUUCUAUUACCCCUCAUAGUGUAGGAUGUAAAAAAGACGGCAACGUUUAG
Molecule: messenger RNA, 296 nt
Organism: Funneliformis geosporum
Lineage: Eukaryota; Fungi; Glomeromycota; Glomeromycetes; Glomerales; Glomeraceae
Source: the annotation of a GenBank genome assembly